AUGGCCACCACACUCACCGUCUUCGCAACUGUGGCGUCCAGCAUGCCAUACCUACCAGAAUCGUCACGGGCGGCGGACACGGACCUCACUGUGAGCCUGAGUGCGAACGAGCAGCUUGCUGCUCAAAUCUUCUUCGCGAUACGCCGCUUGGCGUGGCCACUGCCAUCGAGUGGCACAAUAGUAGGCAGCUCAACGCUGGUAACACCAGGGCCUGCCUCAUCUGUGAAUAUAUCUGCGACUGCUGUGAAGAUGCCAACCCGACCAGCUCGCCGCAAGAUAACGGCUAGACCAGAGGGCGCCCGGCGGAGCAAGCGGCUGCUCGAGAAGGAGAGCCUUUCCUCUGUCCAGUCACAUGAGACGGGGAAAGAAGACGGCUCGAAGCCCGUUAGCAAGGCUGAGACGGAGCAGUCCGUGCUACAGCCAUCAAAUGGGUUCGUAGGUGCCGAAGGACAAGCCACGCCAUCCGAGGGGAAGCCUAUCUCCACGGAGAAGACAAAGAGAAAGCGAGAUGAGAACGAGGAGCAUCCCAUAAAGCGAGGGGCAGCGAAGAAGAAACGGACGUGA
Postia placenta MAD-698-R-SB12 is the source of this 564-nucleotide messenger RNA. RefSeq lists its product as hypothetical. The transcript is spliced from 4 exons. The coding region runs from base 1 to 564 and encodes 187 amino acids. Lineage: Eukaryota; Fungi; Basidiomycota; Agaricomycetes; Polyporales; Adustoporiaceae. The record is from RefSeq and is a predicted model, not a curated record.